AUGAAGUCGUUAGGGAGGAACCAUUCCCAAAAGCCGCCCGUGGCGCUGGCGUUCAGGAGUAGCAAGAAGCUUAUCCUCACCUCGAUCUGCGUUGCCAUCUUCACCGAUUUGUUUCUAUAUGGAGUCAUCGUGCCUGUGAUACCUUCUGCUAUUCAUGAUAGGGCAGUGCAACGAUGGGUAUCAAUCUUGCUCGCCGUAUAUGGAGCAGCUGUUCUUGUCGCAUCUCCGUUCACUGGGUGGUUAGCUGAUCACACUUCCUCCCGGCGUGUCCCCUUUCUCAUUGGGCUCUUCGCCCUCGCGGCCAGCACUGCGAUCCUGAUGGCCGCGUCGCACAUCGGCAUGUUCAUCGCCGGGCGCAUAUGUCAAGGUGUUUCCGCCGCCGUCGUAUGGUCGGUGGGCCUCGCGCUCCUCGUAGACACGGCUGACCAGGAUGAGACUGGUCAGAUGCUGGGAACCACCGGCAUUUCGAUGGGGCUCGGGUUGCUCCUCGCGCCUCUGCUAGGUGGCAUCGUAUUCAGUCGAGCAGGAUACUACGCUGUGUUUGGCAUGUGCUUUGGCCUUCUCGCCAUAGACAUCGUGCUGCGACUGGUCAUGAUUGAGAAGCAAGUGGCUGCGAAGUGGAUCAAAGAGGACGAUCAUCCCGAGGUGACACAACAACAGAAGCCGGAAGGAACCAACUCCCCCGAUGAAGAGAGAGCAGACGUUGGGAAUACUGAGUCUAGCGUACGCCAGGUCAUCAGCCAUACUCGUUCGACCGUAAGCACGACGGGAGGAGCUGCGGAAAGAAGCCAAGCCUUCCUAGUCUUACUCUCAUCUCCUCGAGUUUUGGCGACUCUGUGGGCUGCCCUUGCCGUGUCGAUUCUCCUCACCGCGUUCGACGCUGUUCUUCCGAUAUUUGUCACAACCACUUUCCAUUGGGACAGUCUGGGGGCUGGAUUGAUCUUUCUUCCGAUCGCAAUUCCAUCCUUCCUCGAACCAAUAGCAGGCUGGCUUGCCGACCGGUAUGGUUCCCGCUGGCUAGCCACUGGCGGAUUCGUCUGCACAGUCCCUCUCCUUGUCCUCUUGCGUUUCGUCACGCAUGACUCCACCUCUCAGAUCGUGGUGUUGUGUGUCUUGCUUGUUGGCAUUGGGUUGGUCGUGAAUGGCAUCAUGACUCCUGUUUUGGUCGAGUUAACGUUUGCCCUCCGAGACAUAGAGCGCGACAGGCCUGGUUUGUUUGGCAAAAAAGGUGCAUACGCGCAGACCUACAGUCUGUUCAACGUUGCUUUCGCGGGAGGUUGCCUCUUAGGGCCCAUAAUUGCGGGCCUGAUAAGGGAUGCCAGCGACUGGCCGACCAUGACCUGGAGUUUAUCAAUCAUAGCAGCAUUUGCCAGCAUUACUACCGCGCUCUGGCUCGGUCCGCCUGGCUCCGGACCCAGGUUGUGGCCAGAGUAG
This is a messenger RNA of Diaporthe amygdali, 1434 nucleotides long. RefSeq lists its product as uncharacterized. Gene Ontology annotation, biological process: transmembrane transport. Bases 1 to 1434 code for a protein of 477 amino acids. The transcript has 4 exons. NCBI's taxonomy places the organism in Eukaryota, Fungi, Ascomycota, Sordariomycetes, Diaporthales, Diaporthaceae. The record is from RefSeq and is a predicted model, not a curated record. Gene Ontology annotation, molecular function: transmembrane transporter activity.